Poeciliopsis prolifica (blackstripe livebearer) is the source of this 578-nucleotide messenger RNA. Its product is annotated as cell adhesion molecule DSCAM-like. The annotation marks the transcript as partial. NCBI's taxonomy places the organism in Eukaryota, Metazoa, Chordata, Actinopteri, Cyprinodontiformes, Poeciliidae. The record is from RefSeq and is a predicted model, not a curated record. Gene Ontology annotation, molecular function: transmembrane signaling receptor activity. Gene Ontology annotation, biological process: cell surface receptor signaling pathway. The transcript is spliced from 4 exons.
AGUCGAGCUGUGCAGCCGUUCUGGAUGCCAGGAUGAAACCUGCUCCGCUCUGCAUGCUGAGCUUUUUCUUGCUCAGUCCUCUGCUUCAUGGACGUGCUGAUGCUGAUGAACCCAGAGCCACCCUGACAGCAGAGAACAGCAUCAUACCAGCAGGGGGCAGUGUUACACUGAGCUGCUCUGUGGACGGAUCCACUGACUGGGAGUUUGAAUGGUUCAGAAAUAGACGACAUUAUCCUGAAUCCUCUGGAAACACAGAACCAGAUGGAACCAUCAGAGUCUCAGAGGGAGGGAAGUACAUCUGCAGAGGAAGAAGAAGAGACUCAUCUUUUUACUCAGACAGUGAAGAGGUCACCAUUCAGAAAGCUGAUAUAAAGGCAACUUUGAAAGCAGACAAAACUACCAUACCACCAGGGGGCAGUGUGACAUUAACCUGUUCUGUGGACAAACCUGCUGAUUUAACAUUUGAGCUCUUAAGAGGAUCUUCAUUCACCGAUCAGACCAGAGUUUCUCCUACAUCAGAUGUAGUUUUCAGCAUCACAGAAGGAGGAAUUUACACCUGCAGAGGAUAUGAACCAGGG